Molecule: messenger RNA, 3121 nt
Organism: Ochotona princeps (American pika)
Lineage: Eukaryota; Metazoa; Chordata; Mammalia; Lagomorpha; Ochotonidae
Gene: GABPB1
Product: GA binding protein transcription factor subunit beta 1
Exons: 9
Coding region: 563-1648 (361 amino acids)
Biological process (GO): positive regulation of transcription by RNA polymerase II
Cellular component (GO): nucleus
Molecular function (GO): transcription cis-regulatory region binding; protein binding
Source: RefSeq, a predicted model, not a curated record
CGGGAAGGUUGUGGCGGUCGGCCGGCCGUUCCUGCCGCGCACAUGGCCGCCCGCCUCGCCCACCCCCGCUGGCGCGCAGGCGCCGGGCGAGCCGGGACUUGCGGUCGCCGAGAGCGGAUCAUUCCGCCGCUUUCUUUGUGUAGCCGAAGCGCUACGCUGACAGGCUUUCCUCAGCUGCCGAACCAACGUGAAAAAACCACCGAGCACACGCUUUGAGCCCCCGGGGGUCCCCGCCCGGUCGAUGGGAGCGGGAUCCGCCCGUGCGCGGCGAGGGGCGGACCAGCUCCGGGCGAGGGCCUGACGAGGGCCGGGUCCGGGAGGGAUGCUGGGAGGUGCGCCUCCCUCGCACACCAUGUGUCCCUCCGCGCGCAGCACGGGGGACUUUUCGGUGGGGAUUUUGGGCGCCGACCAGACGCGGCAUUUUCGGAAAAUAGCGCCCUGUGCAGCUCCAGCGCUUUGUGUGUAGCGAGGUAGCGUCAGCCCGGCCGGGUACGAGGCGCCCUCGGGUCCCCUCGCACCACCUCCUGCUGCUCCCCGGUCGCCGCUCCCGAAGCUUUUCCAGAUGUCCCUGGUAGAUUUGGGAAAGAAGCUUUUAGAAGCAGCGCGAGCAGGUCAAGAUGAUGAAGUUCGUAUUUUGAUGGCAAAUGGAGCUCCUUUUACCACAGACUGGCUGGGGACAUCUCCACUUCAUCUGGCAGCACAGUAUGGGCAUUACUCCACCACAGAAGUUCUCCUCCGUGCCGGUGUGAGUAGGGAUGCCAGAACCAAAGUAGACCGAACUCCGUUGCAUAUGGCGGCCUCUGAGGGCCACGCCAGCAUAGUAGAGGUGUUGCUUAAGCAUGGUGCUGAUGUCAAUGCAAAGGACAUGUUAAAGAUGACAGCUCUCCACUGGGCCACGGAACACAAUCAUCAAGAGGUGGUAGAGCUUUUAAUCAAAUAUGGUGCUGACGUACACACACAAAGUAAAUUUUGUAAAACUGCAUUUGACAUAUCUAUAGACAAUGGGAAUGAAGAUUUAGCGGAGAUAUUACAGAUCGCUAUGCAGAACCAAAUCAACACCAACCCAGAGAGUCCCGACACUGUGACGAUCCAUGCUGCAACGCCGCAGUUUAUCAUUGGACCUGGAGGGGUGGUGAACCUAACAGGUCUGGUAUCUUCAGAAAAUUCAUCCAAGGCCACAGAUGAAACGGGUGUGUCUGCUGUUCAGUUUGGAAAUUCCUCUACAUCAGUAUUAGCUACAUUAGCUGCCUUAGCUGAAGCAUCUGCUCCCUUGUCCAAUUCUUCAGAAACUCCAGUAGUGGCCACAGAGGAAGUAGUUACUGCAGAAUCUGUGGAUGGUGCAAUUCAGCAAGUAGUUAGUUCGGGGGGUCAGCAAGUCAUCACAAUAGUUACAGACGGAAUUCAGCUUGGGAAUUUGCACUCCAUUCCUACUAGCGGAAUAGGUCAGCCCAUCAUUGUGACCAUGCCUGAUGGACAACAAGUAUUAACAGUACCAGCAACAGACAUUGCCGAAGAAACUGUUAUAAGUGAAGAACCACCAACUAAAAGACAAUGUAUCGAAAUAAUUGAAAACCGGGUGGAAUCUGCAGAAAUAGAAGUAAGGAGUCUUUUACCCGGAGAGAGAAGCUCUUCAGAAACAGCUGGAUGAAGCAAAUCGAGAAGCACAAAAAUACCGACAGCAACUUCUAAAGAAAGAACAGGAAGCAGAGGCCUACAGACAGAAAUUAGAAGCCAUGACUCGUCUUCAGACUAAUAAAGAAGCUGUUUAAUUGAAUAUGUAGUUUGAUUUUAAUUUUGGUCAAGGAAGAAUACAAUCUUGAACUGUACGCAUUAAAAGUACAGUCAUGAAAAUACAGAUAAUAGAAGAGACUUCAGAUUGAUAAUUGGACUUAAGCCACAGGCUCUGAAUUCUUGUAACAUAAAACUUUAGAAGUUGUGAAAUGUAUUUAAAACUGAAUUCUGUAAAUAGUUUUUUUUUUUUACAGUUCAAAUGAGUUGAUAAAGAUUGUUGAAGAGAUCUAAAACCACAACAAGCCACUGUUUUUGUGAAUUCUUUUUGAUUUUACUACAAACCUUGAUCUCUCAAACAGAACAGUUUUAAGGGUGAUCAUUGCUGAUUAGACCAAAUGUUGUGUAAUAAUUAUGGUGGACCGAUGCUGGAAUUACUCCUGUAGGUAUAAACUUCUAUAUGAAGGGAAGAUUUCUUCCAGGAAAUCUUUGUACAGCUUUAAGUUGUCUCAGAUUCUCUGAAAACAUUUUUUAGAGAGCGAAAUUUUUAUAUUCGUUCAAUUUCAGCAAUACCCAAGUAGAUUUACAUGUAUAUGAAGCAAGUAUUUUUUAAACUUUUUGUUUGUACAUAUUCUGCAUGUUUUAUAAUUUCAAAGUGCAUAACCUGCAAAGGUAUUUUUCCCACAAAGAUGAUGAAAGUUACUAGGAAAAAGAAAAACCACCUUUUAUUCUACAGGUCAUUGGAACUAAGCAAGCUAACAGCUGGUUUUAUUGGAGUGACAAUGUUCUUGGAAGGAGCAGCUUACAAAAUAACUUGAAUUUACGAACCCUGCACAAUCUAUGCUUUUUUGAAAAUUUCACAGUGGGGACGUGAAACUGUAUUCUGUGCCUUCCAUCUUGAUUUCCACACGAUAGCACUUUAAGGCACUGGGUUUUAAAAUCAUGUUUUUGGGAAACUCAGUGAAUGUGAGUUUCCGAAAUACUUCAUGGACUUAUUUCCCCCUCUCCAGGAAAUUAUUCUCAAGGAAAAAAAAUUGCUUUUGUAUGUAGAACAAGAACUUUUUGUACUGCAGUGAUGCUCUCGAUAAGACUAGCGCCAAGUUUAACUUUCCCCUGUGAAAGCUUAGCAUCUGUGCUAUGGCUUAGCUCUCAUGCCAGGGUUGUUGCAGUCCACAGUGUGUGGAUGUGAGACUGGCAGACUGUUCAUUCUUUUUUGUAAAACAUAAAAACAGGCCCUUAUUUCUUGCUUUAUUUUUAAUGUUUUAUUGCUUUAUUGAAGAUGCUUAACCCUAAGACCCCCUCUAGACUGCCUAUAAUGUGUAAAGAAGCAGUUACCCUUAAAACUGUACUCUGCCUACUUUUCUAUUUUACAAUUAAAUAUCUUUUCCACAUA